AGACGUCAAUCACACGCUCCUCCUCCUUCUCAUCGUCCUUCUCCCUUCUCCCAUCCAGAUUAUCGAAAUCGCAGCCACCGCCGAGUGAUUUCCAUCGCUUCCCAGUUGAAGAAUCGAUCAUGGGUUCGAUCGCCGGAGAAGACACCGAUUGGAACAUCGUCGCCACAAGCUGGACCGUCUCAGCCGGCCGUCUCGCCGACUCGGUGGCCGUCGAAUCGCCUCUUUCUCCGAUCGAUGAUGACACGGCCGGGUCAGCUCCUAAAACGCCUCUCCUUCUGCGCCCUCCCUCGCCCGAUCGCAGCCCCUGCGAAAUCACUAUUUCGCUCGGAGACAUGAGGUGCGCCAAGUCUAUGUCCGUCCGAAGCACCGCUCGAGUUUAUAGGGACCAAGUUUCUGACGGGGAUGUUCCUCUGGCGGCUAAUCCUGCUUCUCGUGGGGACUCUGUGGAUGAGUUUGCCGAAGAAAGAUCCAAAAGUGAGAUCAAUUCGAAUGCUGGUGAAGUCGACUGGGUUGAAGUGAAGGCGCCCAGCACUUCAUUUGAAACUAACAGAGAUGUCGCUGCGUCUUUGAAGUCCUCUGUCAAGAUGGUGAUUCACGGUUGUUACGCUUGUACGGCAGGCAAGACAUAUGUAGGACCUGAAGGUGCUUGGAGUGCUUAUGAGAUUGUAUAUGGAUCCAGAUUUGGAAAUAGGAUGCAGCUUUAA
This is a messenger RNA of Eucalyptus grandis, 704 nucleotides long. RefSeq lists its product as uncharacterized. The record is from RefSeq and is a predicted model, not a curated record. Lineage: Eukaryota; Viridiplantae; Streptophyta; Magnoliopsida; Myrtales; Myrtaceae. The coding region runs from base 120 to 704 and encodes 194 amino acids. The transcript has 3 exons.